Messenger RNA from Penicillium odoratum, 1449 nucleotides. RefSeq lists its product as uncharacterized. NCBI's taxonomy places the organism in Eukaryota, Fungi, Ascomycota, Eurotiomycetes, Eurotiales, Aspergillaceae. Bases 1 to 1449 code for a protein of 482 amino acids. The transcript has a single exon. The record is from RefSeq and is a predicted model, not a curated record.
AUGUCGUCAGCUCCGCAUAGUCAACGGCCGAGAGAUGGUAGUCCACCUUCUCGCGCUUCACCUCCUAGAUACUACACCAGACACCCCAACAUCCAGCCUGUCCGCGACUCAACCAUUCCACCACUCUCACAAAAGAACUCAAACUCCUCCGAGUCCAUCUACAGCGAUGAAAGAUCUAUUUUUAAUGCCAUCAGAGUCUCCACACCCAAUGAAGGCCCCUGUCCAUACGAAAGUCUCUCCGCCAUGGGCUCUUUCAUGGAAAGAGGGUUGGGAGCUAAUAUGGCCAUGUUCAUUCCACCAGGUUACUCUCAAGAUGAACAGUCUUCAACUAAGAAUCGACGUCUAUCCAAACCACGACCGCGAGUGGACCGAGCAGCGUGGCCGAUCCAGCCUCUCUCCGAUCAGGGCUAUCACACGUCCCAAGUGGGCCCAAGCCCUUUGAACGAAACAAAUUAUGUACCAGAGUCUCCUGGAAACCAGUACCGCAAAGCCAUUUCCCUCGAUGCAGUAGACGGUGAUGGUCUUGCUAGCCCCCGGAAACAUCCUUGUUGGCCUGGAUCAAGCAUACCGGCAGCUGUGAGACCUGGCCAACCACCAUACCCUCCACCGGAAAGAUCCCCCACGCCUCCUGGUCUUCCCUCUUUCAACACCCCAGAGGCUGUGUACUGCUCUUCUCAGUUCCUCAUCGGACACAAUGGACCACGGCUGCCAUCCAACCAUCCACGCGGAGUACCAGCCCUGGGCCAGCGCUCUACCUCAUAUGGCGAUGCGCUCCGAAGAUUCCUGGGCCUGCAACCUCAAGCUGAAAGUGAUUCCGCGAUAUCUGGUGUUGUUGGGAUUGGGCGGGCACCAGAUGGAACUGCUGUUCAGGGCCGGUUUCCACAUCGACAGAGUGGUCACGGCACCAACCUUGCAAGACAAAUAGAGGAUCACCCAUUCCACCAGAACACACUUCCUGUGGCCUCAGCCUCUCACAAUGAGCGUGAUCUAAUCCGAGCUAGAAUUGAACCCGAAAGCACCGUGUCCAAAGAUCGUGGUCCUGUAAGUCGGCCACGAAAGAAAAGGGUCCGCAACAUGCGUUUUGGUAUUUUUGGACGAACACUUAUUCCAGCCUCUGCCCCUAACCCCGUUCAAAUAGCACAGCAAGAGCCUUCUCCUGGCCCAAUAUCUCCCCUGCAACUACCGCAACCCCGAUACAAUCUCAUUGGAGGGUCGAGCGAUCGUCGACCUGAAGACGAAACACCCGGUGCGGAGGCAUAUACAAUCUGGGAUGCUAUAGCUUGGGUACCUAUUCAGCUGUAUCUCUGCUGCUGCUGCGUUCGUGGUUCUUGCGUCGAUGAGAAUGAUGAUCUUGCCAUUGUCAACUCUAGAGACACUUAUGCGACGGCGCAAAGUCGCCUUUCAGCUCAGGAGACGAGGGGUGAGAAUAGACCUCAGCCUUUCCCAUAG